Saccharomycopsis crataegensis is the source of this 2037-nucleotide messenger RNA. Its product is annotated as chromatin structure-remodeling complex subunit RSC7. Bases 1 to 2037 code for a protein of 678 amino acids. The transcript has a single exon. NCBI's taxonomy places the organism in Eukaryota, Fungi, Ascomycota, Saccharomycetes, Ascoideales, Saccharomycopsidaceae. The record is from RefSeq and is a predicted model, not a curated record.
AUGUCUGAUAUCCCCUUGCAAGAACAGGAACUUCCAGAAAACACCCCCAGCAACCCAUGUGGUACACUGUUCAGGGCCAACACUUAUGGUAGCUCUAGCGGGUCCAGCAGCGCCAGCAAUGGUCAUCAUCUGGUCCCUGUCAAUUUACCCCCAAUGCCUCAUCCAAAAGAAGAUUUUGUAGACAGAACCCAGUUUCAACCGCUGGAAUACAACGGCAAUCUCGAAUUACCUGACGAGUACUUGCAAAUCAUGACGGACAAUGCAGGAGAACAGAAAAUCUCCAAGAAUGGGUUUUUCUAUGACAAGGACCAACAAGACCGGAUUGUGGUAUCGACAUUCACUUUACCUGGCAGAGGGAAAAGACUUUUUGUGGUGGCGACAGAUAUUCUGAAAGAAUUGCAAUUCCGUGACUCGUAUCUUUUCCUUCACAAGAACAAGAGCUUGGUGAAGUUUGUCACCAAUGAUCAAGACAAAGCGUUUCUUAUCGAUCACAAGAUCUUGCCUGCCCCAUUCAAGUCCCGGACCAUUGGGGUGAUCACCUUCCGGUCAUUAUUCUUGAUUUAUGGGGCACGGCUACUCAGAAACGGGAUAAGAAUCAAAGAUGAUUAUUGGGAAGACCUUGGGAAGACCCAAGGGUUCAAAGAAUCCGACCCGGUAUAUGCCCACAAAUCUCACCGGUCUAGUCAAUCUUUAGGUAAAGAAGGAUUACUGAGGACCAAGAAACACGAAAAAUUGAAGAGCGGCGACCCUUCUAAUGUUAUGGUGCCACCACCGCCAUCGUUAUCAUCAGGAUCCUUGAAUCCGGAGUCCUUGUCUCAAUCAGCAUCAAAGUUUAAAUUAUAUAAACCACCGGCACAUAUUCCCGUGACGUUUUCCCGUCAACAGCAAUUGGAAUCGCGACUUUUACCUGACCCCACAGACGAGGUCAAACAGAACUAUUUACUUUCUUCAGGAGUGACCAAUGUGCCAAUAUUCAGCAAAGUCCCCGUCAAUUUUGAGAAUUUCCGGUAUCAGCAUCAUGGGUCGCAACAACCUCCAGUGGUGGUGACUUCUCCUGGGGGAUCGAUUCCUCCGAGUAUCACUUCCAGUCUUGUAGGAAAUGAGAGUUUGAUUACCUCUAAUGGGGAUAACAUUUAUCCUGUAUCGUGCUUACACGGCCAAGGCAUAACCGGGAAGAUCCAUUUGAAUAAAAACUUGGUGUUGCCUAAUUACAAAAUCAAGGGCGAAUCGCUUACAGCUGGGGCAAAAUUCGACGAUAUGGUGGGACGUAGUAUUCCUGUCACUGAUAAACCGGAAAUUUAUGGUAAGAAAUCUAAUGUGGGGCUACGAUUUUUCCAAACCCAAAACGUCAUCAAAGAAAUUUCCGGCCUUCAACAACCCCAGAGUUGUGAUGAUGAUGGAGACAAUAAUAACAAUGGUAAUAAUGAUAUCGAGACUCUUAAACGGUAUGGAGAAGAAUUACAACUACAAGGGACCAUUCCAGCAAUUAAACGAAUUAGAACUUUGGAGUAUCAGCAGAACGCGGUGUCUCUAAACCAUAACAUUGAAAAUGCUCGGAAUAGUCGUCGUCAACUGUGGAAAUAUUAUUGGUUAGAGCGCAGUGGGGGGUUUAAUCUUUAUAAGAAGAAUUUGAAGAAACGGGUGAUGGCCCAAGAGCUCCGUGGUCCACGAACCGAGAUGGAAACUUCAAAGGAUAAGUAUUGCUCGUAUAGGGUGAUUCCGAAAUUUAUUGGCCAAGGGAAAGAACCGGUGGAAAAACAAGAAGGGGUGGUGGAUCUUGAUAUGAAUGAAAAUAGCGAUGAAGAAGUGGUGGACGAGCGGGUUUAUCCAUUACCACCGAACUUCCAUUUGCUGAUGGAUGAUAAAACUCGCCUUACUCAGCAACGGAUCCAAUUGGUGAAUGAAUAUAGGGAAAAGAAACUCAGCAAUGAUCCUGAGCAAAACAUCGAUUUGCAUUCGUUGAGGUUCCAUACGAUGCUCAAGAGCCAGGUGGUCAAGGUUAGAAAACCUAACCCCAAUGGAAUUUCUGUGGACUAG